GAUAACUAACCCUAAAACAACCACGGAAAAUCGACCUGGGAUGCAGAAAACACUGAAUCAAAAACAAUGUCAAAUGUAAAGAUAUUUAUAGAUAAAAAACAAUAUAAUGAUGUGAUAAUCACCAAUAUAAAAUUCUUUGUUUGAAUACACAUGUGUAAGUGGAUAUAAAUAACACAAAAAAUCAAAACACUGGGAACUAUUGAAAGAGUUUACAUGCAAAAUAAAAAUUUGACUAAAGUUUGCUAUUUGUUUUAGUCUAAAAUAAUUUGGUCGAUAUAAAAGCAUUGCUCUGUUCUACAAAGCGAGUAAUUAAGUGUCAAAAUUUUAGCUAAAUGUAAACUCCACCAUUCCUUUCGUAACCUCAGAACCACGUGAUGUUAGAUAUUUGCUGUGAUAAAUAUUUACGUACACAUGCAUAUUAAUUAAUUAAAUUUGUCGAGACUUGCAUUUGAUAUGAUGAAAAUCAUACUUGUAACUGGUGGUUCAGGCCUCGUUGGCAGAGGCAUUCAAAGUGUCAUCGAGCAUGACAAGAGAGAAAAUGAGAGGUGGAUAUUUGUUGGAUCUAAAGAUGCGGAUUUGUGCGAUAAGGAGAGUACUCGUAGAUUAUUUGAGCAGCACAAACCAACGCAUGUUAUUCACUUAGCUGCUAUGGUUGGUGGACUUUUCCACAAUAUGUCACAUAAUCUAGACUUUCUGCGAAAUAAUAUACAUAUGAAUGACAAUGUUCUUCAAACUGCUCAUGAGCAUAAUGUGACAAAAGUUGUGUCUUGUCUUUCUACUUGUAUAUUUCCUGAUAAAACAACUUAUCCAAUUGAUGAAACAAUGGUUCACAACGGGCCGCCACAUCCUUCGAAUUAUGGUUACAGUUACGCCAAGCGACUUAUAGAUAUCGCAAACCGAGGCUACUACGACCAGCAUGGUAGAUUAUAUACUAGCAUAAUCCCGUGCAAUGUGUUUGGUCCGUAUGACAAUUUUCAUCCGAGUGCGAGUCACGUUAUACCUGGUCUGAUGCGAAGACUGUACGACUUGUGCAAAGAUGGAAACACGGAAAAUAAAGUGUUCACUGUGUUGGGGUCUGGUAAGCCCUUAAGACAGUUUAUCUAUAGCAUGGAUUUAGCAGCACUGAUCAUUUGGGUAUUGCGAGAAUAUGAUUCUGUGGAGCCUAUUAUAUUAUCAGUGGACGAGGCACAGGAGAUAUCAAUAGCUCAGGUGGCUGAGUCUCUAGUACGGGCGUUUGGUUUUAAGGGUAAAGUGGUAUACGACACGUCAGCGGCAGAUGGUCAAUACAAGAAAACGGCGAGUAACGCGAAGUUACGGAAGUAUUUACCCGAUUUUCAAUUUACAACCUUUGAACGAGCUAUCAAAGAGACCGUUGAUUGGUACGUAAAGAACUACGACAGCGCGAGAAAUUGAAAUCACUUUUGACAGAUUAUGGAAAAACAAAGCCUUUAUUUCCAUGAAUACGUUCGGUAUUUGCAUUAGUUGUCCGAUAAUUUGAUAACUUAUCAAACUUCCAGUGCAUUGCCAUUGUUCUUUAAACAUGCAAUUAAAUUCUGUCACGAAAUAUAUAUGAUAAUUAUCAAACUUUUAGUGCAUUGCCAUUGUUCUUUAAAUAUGCAAUUAGAUUUUAUCACAAUAUAUAUAUAUAUUCUUCAAAGCAUAUAUAUAUAUGUAUAUCUAUUCUUAUUAAACCCCGUACAUUCCAAUUAAAAACGGAACAUAAAACUGAAAAUAGACAGAAUAUUAAAAAUAAACAAAUCACAUAUAUGUGUUUGAAAAUAUAUUCUAAUAUAUAGAAAUUAUACUUUAUAUACAUUGUAGCAUAAACAAUUAUAUUUUUCGAAUAAAUAAAUCUACACAAGACAUUUUACUCCUCAUUUUGAAAAAGUGCAUCAUCAAAGUUGAUUUUUUAAAUGCCAAAUUUGAUGGGGUUGAACUCGAUUAAAACCUCACAAACUUCACAAUGAUUUAUAUAUGUACAUAAAAAUGACAUUAAAUAAAACUAAUAUCAACUAUGUUGAGUAAACGUUGGCAAUACACGUGGAUUUUUAUUGAUUUUUGAAAGUUUACUUUAAAGAGAAAAUUUAAGUUACAAAAAAAAUGUGCUUGCCAAAGAUAAAUCCACGCGAAACACUUUGCGCGAUGAAUUUAUUUUCGUUCAUCCGCGGCAUUUCUGGGACACGUGCAUAUGUUUCGGAUGAGUUUACAUAAAAUUCGAACGGAUUGUUAUUUGGCGAAUGUAACGCGCGUUCCCGUAUACAAAUACGAAUUCUGAUUGAUACGAGAGGAAUAGGGUAGCAGUUUCCAAUUAAGUUGCCAAAAGUGCAUUAAUAUAUUCCAACUGGAAUAGAUUUCGUGAGAUUUGAAUUUUCUACACUGUGUCGUUUCAAUCGAUUCGGACAAAGAUAACGUGUGUGCUUUAUCGGGACUUGUCUCCGAGAGACCGACGCGCGAUAUGAGGGAUAUAUUUUUCAGUGUCCGUUUCUUCUUUGUGACGUAGGAAUAAUUUGUGUGUUUGUCGAUGAAGAAAUAAACUCCAAAAACGUUUUCUUCGUUAUAUCAUUAAUUUGUUUACCGUUGAUUUGUUUUUGUUGACUGUGUUUAAAAUCAAAUACACUAAAAGUUUUUUUAAACUACACGUUCAUUAAAUUGCUACUUUGUCUAUAUAGUUAUAAAAAAAUGUCUUAACAUAUUAUUAUAAGUAAAAUAAAGAACUUUAU
This is a messenger RNA of Pseudomyrmex gracilis, 2720 nucleotides long. It is a transcript of the gene Gmer, whose product is annotated as probable GDP-L-fucose synthase. Lineage: Eukaryota; Metazoa; Arthropoda; Insecta; Hymenoptera; Formicidae. Gene Ontology annotation, biological process: nucleotide-sugar biosynthetic process. Gene Ontology annotation, molecular function: GDP-L-fucose synthase activity. The record is from RefSeq and is a predicted model, not a curated record. The coding region runs from base 454 to 1413 and encodes 319 amino acids. The transcript has 7 exons.